Messenger RNA from Chaetomium strumarium, 1546 nucleotides. RefSeq lists its product as uncharacterized. The record is from RefSeq and is a predicted model, not a curated record. The transcript has a single exon. NCBI's taxonomy places the organism in Eukaryota, Fungi, Ascomycota, Sordariomycetes, Sordariales, Chaetomiaceae. Bases 265 to 1428 code for a protein of 387 amino acids.
UCCCUCUAUGCCCUCAUGUCUUUGACUCGUAGCAGACGACACUCCAACUGCUCUGUGUGGGAUACGGCCGACUAACCUCAACAUCGGACGCUGUCCGGUACCGCGCAUAGCUCUCACAGUCCCGAAGCAGCGGCGCAACCCAGGGACAGCAUUACCUUUGCCCUCCCGCCGCCGGAGAUUGCAGAGGGACUGUGCCACUCAAACAGCCCUCCAAAAACCUCAUCACUCCCCCGCAUCCUGUCUAGGACUAUUCACGCUGGCAAAAUGUGCCUCACCAAGGUCUACUACAACACCUACUCGGACGGGGCCCAGGACAUCACCGAGAAGCACUACCCCUGCGGGGGUGGCAGAGGGUGCGCCCAUAACGAAGUGCGAAAGUAUGACCGCAAGUUCCCCUUCACCAAGCUAGGGGACGUCAAGCCCGAGUCGUACCGGAGCCUCUCGGAGCGGCAGCCAACACCGUACUUCUCCCAUGCGGCCCGCGGCGCCAAGUCCCCGUCCGUACCGGGCAGGCGCGAUUCUGGCGUCUAUUACGACUACAACGAUCCCUAUGACGGCUUCGGAUACCACCACUCCUCCUCGUCCCGCCAUGAUCCGCGUGACCGCGACCGGCACGAGCGCGGCCGCGACCGCGGCGAUCUUCGGCUCAAGAGGUCCGCCACCAACCCGCAGAUCGUGUACGUAGACCGCGACGGCAAGUCCUCGUCCCGCUCCCGCUCCGGCAGCCGCGACUACUCGCGCGACAUCCCGCUGGGGCUGGUCCCACUCGCGGAUGAGUACGGCCGCCGCCGGCACUCAUCUUCUUCGCGCUCCCGCUCGCGCGAGGGCUCCCGCGACGAGAGCGACCACCACUACUACUACCGCCGCACCGACGACCCCCACGGCUACGUGCUCAUCGACGACCAAGACGAGCAGCGCCGCCGCCGCCGCCGCGAGGAGAAGCACCGCCGCCUGUCGACGUCCAGCUACACCGAGCCGUCCUCCUCCUCCUCGGCCGCGGCGGCAGCCAUGGCGGCGGGCGUGGACGCGUACCAGUACAUGCCGCGCCGCGCGUCGACCGUGGUGCAUCGCAGCGACGGGUCCAUCUCCACGUCGUCCGGCGGCGUGCCCAAGCAGCUCCGCUGGGAGGACCAGGUGCGCGCCAAGCGGGAGCGGCAGAAUGCGGAGAUUGCGAGCCGGGCGGCGAGCAGCCACGGCGAGGUGAAGGGCAUCUUGAAGCACACGGGGGACUCGAAGGGCAAGGGACGCGAGCUGGACGAUAUCGCUGAGCUAAGGAGGGCGGUGGAGCGCAUGGAGAUCCCCAGGGGAAGGGAUCGUGAGCCCAGGUCGGCGAGGGGGAAUUGGGAAGGGUGGGGAGGAUACGACGAUUAUGACUCGGGCAGGAGGAAGCGGAGCAAGGUGUAUGCGGAUGAUCGAUACAGGUACUGAGUGCGGUGAAGCAACAUCACCCUAGGGAAGGAUUGGAUUGGCGUUGACCAGAUUGGGCAUAUUUUCGGGAGUUUGGAUACUUAUUUCUUCUUAUUGGGCCACGAUUUAGGAGUUCGAA